Molecule: messenger RNA, 1923 nt
Organism: Oreochromis aureus
Lineage: Eukaryota; Metazoa; Chordata; Actinopteri; Cichliformes; Cichlidae
Gene: spred2a
Product: sprouty related EVH1 domain containing 2a
Exons: 6
Coding region: 348-1640 (430 amino acids)
Biological process (GO): multicellular organism development; negative regulation of MAPK cascade
Cellular component (GO): membrane
Molecular function (GO): protein kinase binding
Source: RefSeq, a predicted model, not a curated record
UCCAACAUGGAGAAAUGAGGAGAUGGGGCUCGUCCGGGGCCAUCCGCACCGACACCAGCGCUCCAUUUUCGGUCACCGCAUUCCAGCCCGCUCCGGUGGGGGAGGAGGAGGAGGUGACCGAGAAGGCAAAAAAGGCGGAGGUUAAGGAGGUGAAGGAGACUGGAUGCGCUCCACUGACUGAGGACUGAGAGGAGGAGGAGGAGGAGGUGUUGGGGGAGAACACUCACCGGGAUUAACGCCGAGGAGCCGCGGAGGGAGCGGGGGAGGACCGGGCCGCUGCUCCUGCUGAGGAAACAUGAGCACCGCGCGCGCCGCCGCGGUGGGAGCUCCUUAUUACCGGAGGUGAAAUGGGAAACAUGAGCGAGGACACGCGCCCGGACGAUGAUAGCUACAUAGUGCGCGUCAAAGCGGUGGUGAUGACCAGAGACGAGUCGAGUGGCGGCUGGUUGGCGCAGGACGGCUGCCUGAGCAGAGUGGGCGUGUGCAGACUGCUGCCGACCGAGCUGCUGGGACGUAACAUGUUCCUAAUCCACGGAGAACGUCUUAAAGACAAGCAGGUGAUUCUGGAGUGCUUCUUAAAGAAGGAUCUGGUCUACACGAAGGCCACGCCCACUUUCCACCACUGGAAUGUGGACAACAAGAAGUGUGGCCUGACUUUCCAGAGCCCGGCCGAUGCCCGCGCCUUUGAUCGCGGCGUGAGGAAGGCCUUGGAGGACCUAACCGAAGGCUCGACCACGUCCUCGUCCACGCUGCAGAAUGAAGCCGAGCUCGGUGACGAUGAUGUCUUCACGACUGCCACCGACAGCUCGUCCAACUCGUCCCAGAAGAGAGAGCCAGCGAUGCACGCGCUCACCCCGCCCACAUUUUGUGAACCCCGCCGUCACCACUGCAUCCUGGGACAUUUGUAUGAGCAGCAUCGGCCCACUGAGCGCUACUUCCUGGACCAGGCGGUGCAUAUGUUUCCUCGUCACGUCAGCUUCCAGUUGGAGGACGAGGAGGUCGUACGCAUCAACCCCCGCGAGCGGACCUGGCUCACCGGCUACGAGGACUACCGCCACGCCAACUCCUCACGUGACAAACUCGCCCAGCUCCACAACCCGGACACCUGCGUGCACUUUACCAAGAGCGAGCCGGCCAAACGCGACUACGCCUACCCAUACCCCCUGAGCUGCGACACGCAGCGAGGCUGCGACGGAAAACCCAGCUGCCUGGAGAUGGGCGGUGGCCACAGGGCGGUGCUGACGGUGCAGCCGCGAGCCCCGGAGCUCAAAGGCAAACUGCGGAAGGAAGAUGGGGAGCGCUCGCGCUGUGUUUACUGUCAGGACAUGUUCAACCAAGAGGACAACGGGCGGGGCCGCUGCCACGAGGCGCCCGACCCCAUUCAGACGUGCAUCCGGCGCGUGAGCUUCAUGUGGUGCGCGGACAGCCUUCUGUACCACUGCAUGUCCGAUCCAGAGGGGGAUUACUCGGACCCGUGCUCCUGCGACACCACCGAUGAGCGUUUCUGCCUGCGCUGGACGGCGCUGGUGGGCCUGUCGCUGCUGACUCCCUGCAUGUGCUGCUAUGCCCCCCUCAGGGCGUGCUACCGCUGCGGCGUGGCCUGCCGCUGCUGCGGCGGGAAACACAAAGCUGUGGGCUAAGGCGUUGGAGGCCCCGCCGCUGCCACAGUGACAGCUAGGACUCGCAGCAGGAAGCGGGGAGAAGGAGGUCCCUGCGAUUUCUACGUUGUUGUCGUUUUGUCGUCGUCGGUCUUCAUAACUCCAGCUGCAUCUCGACGUCCAGAAGCUUCUGUAUAAGAGUCUUACAUGAUCAAUACUUUUACACAGAUGUCUGCACGUUAUAUUUUUACACUCAUGUGUCCUAAAGCCCGGAUGCGUGGGUGUGUCUGUCUGUAUGAAUGUUGCUGUAGCGCUCACCCACACG